Molecule: messenger RNA, 651 nt
Organism: Eupeodes corollae
Lineage: Eukaryota; Metazoa; Arthropoda; Insecta; Diptera; Syrphidae
Product: nucleolin-like
Exons: 3
Coding region: 1-651 (216 amino acids)
Source: RefSeq, a predicted model, not a curated record
AUGAAAUUAGCCAUCUUAGCCAUUUGCCUUUUGGGCUUCUUGAUGCUGGAGUGUCAUUCGUCGCCUGUUCAACUUGUGGAAAAUUAUGAACUUGUAUCAAAGGCCCGAGCACUUGGCCGACAAGCUGCAAGUGGCGAUAUUGCACCGGUUCCAGCUGCUGCAGCUGCCCCCGCUGCAAAUGAGCCAAGUCCAGCUGCUGCAGCCGCCCCAGCUCAACCAGCUGCAGCUGCCCCAGCUCAACCAGCAGCUGUCGCUCCUGCCCAACCUGCUGCUGCUGCUGAAGUCCUCGAAGAAGCUGCUUCUGCUGGAUCCGAAGGUGAGAAUGUGAUCGUCUCUGGUGCCGAAGAAGCUGUUGAAGGUGAACAAAAUGUAUUCUACGACGAAGAGAACUCGGGCAUCGAUACCAAAGUUGACAUCCAAUCUUUGAAUGUCAAGCCAAUCGAAGCUACAACAGCAAAGGUUGCCGUAGCAGCACCAAUUGUUGCUAACAAUCAAGUUGAAUCAUCUGAUGAUGAUGACGACGAUGAUGACGAUGACAUUACUGGUGCCUUGACUGAUACAAUUUCUAUGCGGAGGGGAGUGCGCGAUGAAGUACGCGAUGGAAAUGAUAUGAUUGUGCUGUCUGCUGUUAAUGCUCGGCAAGUGGGUUAA